AUGGACCUCCACAUCUGGCGAGGAUCCCUCGCAUGGACCUCCACAUCUGGCGAGGAUCCCUCGCAUGGACCUCCACAUCUGGCGAGGAUCCCUCGCAUGGACCUCCACAUCUGGCGAGGAUCCCUCGCAUGGACCUCCACAUCUGGCGAGGAUCCCUCGCAUGGACCUCCACAUCUGGCGAGGAUCCCUCGCAUGGACCUCCACAUCUGGCGAGGAUCCCUCGCAUGGACCUCCACAUCUGGCGAGGAUCCCUCGCAUGGACCUCCACAUCUGGCGAGGAUCCCUCGCAUGGACCUCCACAUCUGGCGAGGAUCCCUCGCAUGGACCUCCACAUCUGGCGAGGAUCCCUCGCAUGGACCUCCACAUCUGGCGAGGAUCCCUCGCAUGGACCUCCACAUCUGGCGAGGAUCCCUCGCAUGGACCUCCACAUCUGGCGAGGAUCCCUCGCAUGGACCUCCACAUCUGGCGAGGAUCCCUCGCAUGGACCUCCACAUCUGGCGAGGAUCCCUCGCAUGGACCUCCACAUCUGGCGAGGAUCCCUCGCAUGGACCUCCACAUCUGGCGAGGAUCCCUCGCAUGGACCUCCACAUCUGGCGAGGAUCCCUCGCAUGGACCUCCACAUCUGGCGAGGAUCCCUCGCAUGGACCUCCACAUCUGGCGAGGAUCCCUCGCAUGGACCUCCACAUCUGGCGAGGAUCCCUCGCAUGGACCUCCACAUCUGGCGAGGAUCCCUCGCAUGGACCUCCACAUCUGGCGAGGAUCCCUCGCAUGGACCUCCACAUCUGGCGAGGAUCCCUCGCAUGGACCUCCACAUCUGGCGAGGAUCCCUCGCAUGGACCUCCACAUCUGGCGAGGAUCCCUCGCAUGGACCUCCACAUCUGGCGAGGAUCCCUCGCAUGGACCUCCACAUCUGGCGAGGAUCCCUCGCAUGGACCUCCACAUCUGGCGAGGAUCCCUCGCAUGGACCUCCACAUCUGGCGAGGAUCCCUCGCAUGGACCUCCACAUCUGGCGAGGAUCCCUCGCAUGGACCUCCACAUCUGGCGAGGAUCCCUCGCAUGGACCUCCACAUCUGGCGAGGAUCCCUCGCAUGGACCUCCACAUCUGGCGAGGAUCCCUCGCAUGGACCUCCACAUCUGGCGAGGAUCCCUCGCAUGGACCUCCACAUCUGGCGAGGAUCCCUCGCAUGGACCUCCACAUCUGGCGAGGAUCCCUCGCAUGGACCUCCACAUCUGGCGAGGAUCCCUCGCAUGGACCUCCACAUCUGGCGAGGAUCCCUCGCAUGGACCUCCACAUCUGGCGAGGAUCCCUCGCAUGGACCUCCACAUCUGGCGAGGAUCCCUCGCAUGGACCUCCACAUCUGGCGAGGAUCCCUCGCAUGGACCUCCACAUCUGGCGAGGAUCCCUCGCAUGGACCUCCACAUCUGGCGAGGAUCCCUCGCAUGGACCUCCACAUCUGGCGAGGAUCCCUCGCAUGGACCUCCACAUCUGGCGAGGAUCCCUCGCAUGGACCUCCACAUCUGGCGAGGAUCCCUCGCAUGGACCUCCACAUCUGGCGAGGAUCCCUCGCAUGGACCUCCACAUCUGGCGAGGAUCCCUCGCAUGGACCUCCACAUCUGGCGAGGAUCCCUCGCAUGGACCUCCACAUCUGGCGAGGAUCCCUCGCAUGGACCUCCACAUCUGGCGAGGAUCCCUCGCAUGGACCUCCACAUCUGGCGAGGAUCCCUCGCAUGGACCUCCACAUCUGGCGAGGAUCCCUCGCAUGGACCUCCACAUCUGGCGGACCACUAACGCGGUCGCGCCAAGCGCUUCAACAGCGCCUCCUUCGCGGAGGUGCCCAGUCAGAUCCUGGACAGUCUGGUCCAGCUGCGCUACCGCAACGCCUCCCGGCGCGUGCGCUCCCAGCACGGGUAGCAGGAGGAAGGCGAGCUGCGCUGCCGCUGCCAAGCAAUCAGCUCGCGCCAUCGGAUCGAGAAUGCUCCCUGGGUUCCGGAGGAUGGCGAAAUGCGAAUUCACCAGAAUCAGUGUCAGGGCCUGCUGGCACUCCACCAAGCGCCACAGCUGCGCGAGAGUCGCCGUGGGAACUUCAGCCGUCCCGGUCAGCCUCGCCGCAGCGGGAACGGGAAGCGCUGGCGAAGGGGGCACAGUCGGAACUUCAUCAACGCGACACGGAGGGCGGAAGGGCCCCCUCGCCUCUCCGCCUCCCGCUCCCACAAAUCCCGUGCCAGGAACGGGGGGAAUCCAUGGAAGAGGGGGAUACGGAGCAGCGGCGACCGGACGAGAUGCGGGUGGUGGUGCACGGCCAACACCUGGGCCUAGACCCUGCGGGUACGCCUGAGCACUCGGCGCAGGAACCGCGGGUGGAGCAGGAGGAGCCUGGGCAGCCACAGGAGCAGAGGCGUGCGCUGCCGCGGCAGCAGCCAGCGAGCCGCCAGGAUUCGACGCACUGUUCAGUGCCUCGCGCAUCGCCGCGGCCAACAUCCCAGGGAAGUCGUCGCGUAGCUGCUGCAUCUCGCUCGGCGCCUCACGUCCGCGACCGUGACCUCCCCACCAGCCACCGCGGCCACCGCGAUGCGAAUUCCGGUACGAUGGGGAGGGGCGACGUCGAGGAGAACCACGCCCCCGAUGCGCCGCCGCACUGCCCCCAGCAACACCACGACUGUGGGACUCCGCGCGCUGCUGCGCGACGGGCUGUACCGGCGCAGACGCAAGUGCGACCAGGUGCGCGGGGUCAUGGGCGGCUCCCACCGCUGUCUCCUGCGCAGGGACACCAGCAGCAGCUUGUACAAGCAGCGACGCCGCAGGCGGCUGCGGCGCAACAGGAGCGGGCGCACCAGAGGCAGGGGCACCGAGAGGAAGUGGGAGGCUCGGCGGGGGAGCAGACGCCGGUUGGACAAGGGCCGUUGACGGGGCAGCGGCGGCAGGAGGAACCGGGGGGGCAGUUGGAGCCUCAACGGCAGGUGCAGCAGGAGCCGGAGGCGGGGCAAGCACGCUCUCAGCGGUGUGACCUUGGUCCACCACCGACCUCGCCGCUUCUGUCACCAUCUCGGCGAACGCGUCGGCAGCAGGCAUUGGAGGACGCACGACUGCCCGCGACCAUCUCCACAGCUUCGAACCACUUCUGCCAACCCUGCCACCGCUGCCAACCUUCCCGCCAAUCCAAACCUGACACCACCACCUGCAACUACACCACGAACCACAGUGAGGGGUAA
Molecule: messenger RNA, 3210 nt
Organism: Closterium sp. Naga37s-1
Lineage: Eukaryota; Viridiplantae; Streptophyta; Zygnematophyceae; Desmidiales; Closteriaceae
Source: the annotation of a GenBank genome assembly